Messenger RNA from Sphaeroforma arctica JP610, 250 nucleotides. RefSeq lists its product as hypothetical. The annotation marks the transcript as partial. The record is from RefSeq and is a predicted model, not a curated record. Lineage: Eukaryota; Ichthyosporea; Ichthyophonida. The transcript has a single exon. Gene Ontology annotation, molecular function: protein binding.
GAACAAUCGGAUACAAACGGUCCCGUCGCAAAUAGGCCAUCUUAGCAACCUGGUUCAUCUAGAUCUGUCUAACAACAUCAUCGCUCGGCUGCCGUCGGAGUUGCGUGAGUUGACGAAACUUCGGUACUUAAACCUGGCCCACAAUGCCCUCACACGUGUACCUGGCAGCGUGACUGUGCUGCGCAGUCUACAGCAAUUGGAUCUUAGUUUCAACCAACUCUCGGCUUUACCUGGGGAUAUAGGUAGAUGA